Ananas comosus (pineapple) is the source of this 2608-nucleotide messenger RNA. Its product is annotated as polyadenylate-binding protein-interacting protein 4-like. The record is from RefSeq and is a predicted model, not a curated record. Gene Ontology annotation, biological process: cytoplasmic stress granule assembly. Bases 301 to 2151 code for a protein of 616 amino acids. The transcript is spliced from 14 exons. Gene Ontology annotation, cellular component: cytoplasmic stress granule. Gene Ontology annotation, molecular function: RNA binding. Lineage: Eukaryota; Viridiplantae; Streptophyta; Magnoliopsida; Poales; Bromeliaceae.
CUCGAAACGCAGAUUAGGGUUAGGUCUCGUCCUCCUCCGAUCAUUCUCCUGCGCGAUCGAUCUCGUCGAACUCCUCCUCCUCCUCCUCCUCCUCCUACACGCCACUAUUCUCCUACGCCUCCUCGCGAUCGAUCUCGCCCCUCCCUCGGCUCCGCCGCCUCUCCCUUCUCUUCCCUUUUUUUCCCUUUUUUUGUGAUUUUUUUUGGUGGAAGUUGAGCUCAAUCCGAGUGUUUGUGUUAGAUCAGUCUCUGCUUGUUCGUGGAGGAGCCAACGAUCAGUUAUCAGACACUGAAGUGGAGAAUGAAUCUACAGCAAGCUGGACCUCCUAGAACUUCUGUAAAUGGUUUUGGUCGCAGAACAGUUGAAACUGGAGGUAGAGUUGAGAGCAAGACUCAUCCAACGAAAGCUGCAUCCAGCAGCUUUGGCAAUGCAGGUUUAGGGAAUGGUGGCAAAGCCGGAGGACAUACAAGUCCUUUACGCGACCGACUUAUAUUUGUGACGACACAUCUCAUCGGCCAGCGUGUGGAAGUGCAUGUGAAAAAUGGAUCUGUGAUCUCUGGAAUCUUUUAUGCAACAAAUGCCGACAAAGAUUUUGGUGUUGUCCUGAAAAUGGCUCACUUAAUCAAGGAUGGUUCUGUCAGAGGGCAGAAGCCUAGUCCCGAUUUUGUUAAAAAGCCAGAGACCUUGAUCAUACCAGCUAGAGAAUUCGUCCAAGUUGUUGCUAAGGACGUAGUUUUUAGUACUGAUGAAUUCACAAAUCAGCAUGGUCGUGACAAGCGCAAAGACUUCAUGAUAGACUCUGUCAUUUCUCAUUCUCAUCACAUGCAAGAGAGGGAACUUGAACGGUGGACCCCAGAUGAGGAUGCUCCAGAGCGUCCCGAACUGGAGAACAUAUUUGAUGGGACGUGGAAUCGAAACUGGGAUCAGUUUGAAACAAAUGCAGCCUUAUUUGGAGUAAAGAGUACUUUUGAUGAGGAACUUUAUACGACCAAGCUGGAGAAAGGUCCUCAAACAAGACAGCUUGAAAUGGAAGCUUCUAGAUUAGCUAGAGAAAUAGAGGGUGAAGAAACAGAAGACCUUCAUCUAGCAGAGGAAAGAGGGGUUUAUUUUGACGGAGAUUUUGACCUUGAUGAAGAGAUAAAAUAUUCGGCAGUGCGCAGAGAUAUAAAUAAUGACAGAUUUCAAGAAAAUGAGGAGUCACAUAUGAGUGAUAGCAGUCUUGGUUCUGCAGUUACUGGGUCUUAUUUGGACUCAUUUAGUGCGAAGGUUAAUAAUGAAGGCCAGGAAUCAUCUACCUGUACUUCAGUGGAUGAGGAACCAUCUUCUCAGUUACCUUCUGAUAAGGAUACAUCUCACAUUGAUACACCUGUUCAGAGCAAUCAGCUACCAACUGAAUGCAUAGCAAUGAAGUCCCUAUCUGUGGAUGAGGAGAGCAGGCUGCUCGAAAAGCAGGUCAAAGAUGAUGGCGGUGAAAAGCAUGUCGCUAAUGUGCAUAUGCAGUUUUCGGAAGGUCGUGAUCCAUCAGUUUCUGAAGUGGUUCUCGGAUCAGAUUCCAAGGGUUUGCCUUCUAGUGCAGCUGCGCAUUUUCCUUCAUCGUCUAGUCAUGGAAAUAGUACUGUGGCUUCUGAAAAUUCAAAUCCUGCUGUAUCUGGCAAAUUGCCUCCUGCAGCUGAACCAGUGAACACUAUACGACCCAGUAGUUCUACAUCAUCUACUUCUGAACGUGGCGGUUCAGUUGGUACUACUGGUCUGUCGCCGAGCUCUUCAAUGGGAUCUCUAUCUUCAGAAAGAUCAACAUUGAACCCCAAUGCUAAGGAGUUCAAGCUGAAUCCCAAUGCUAAGAGUUUCACUCCGUCGCCUUCUUUGAGGCCUCAUGCACCUGUACCUGAUGGAUCUUUCUAUUAUGCUAGUAACUUUUCGGCUGUUCAACCUAUGCCUAGCCUACCUGUCGGCAUGGGGAUUGGACCGCCCUUUGGUGGGCAACAGCCGGUUGUUUAUAAUCCACAAGCUGCGCAAUUGCAAUCUCCCCAGGCGUAUAUCCAGCCUAGUGGGCCCAUGUACGGGCAGCAGAUGAUUCUCGGGCAGCCUCGGCCAGUUUAUUAUGUGCCAAACUAUAUGCCUGAGACGCCGUACAGAGGGAGAAAUUUUUAGGCAAGUAACUCUCUUGCGCUCUUCUCCGACGGUUUUAACUUCUACUCGAAGUGCGAAUUCUAACCAUGUCCAAGACGGAAGACCGAACCCCCCGACUUAGAAUUCAAAUAUAACCUCAUUCAUUUGCGGGGCACGAGUGAAUACUAUUUGGAUAAAUGUUGUGAAAAGAAGUUGUAUAUUGUUACUCGUCGUGAAUCUCUCCCUCUCGAUUCCUGGAAAAGGAAGAAAAGUAUGACUUUAACACGACCGCAGGUUAAUGUCGUUCCGAUCUGUAAUACUAUCGCGUGCAUUACUUUUCUUAUUGCAGGUUCCCCCCCUCUCCCAGUUGGUGGAUCUCAGAAAUUGGGGGUUUGAGGGAGAUGAUUCUUUAUCUUAAUAACUAUUGAUUGAAUGACUCCUCAAAGAAAAAAGAGUCCCUUAGCUUUGAUCUGGGGAUUGGAAUGGAUUGUGUACCAUA